This is a messenger RNA of Colletotrichum truncatum, 3444 nucleotides long. Its product is annotated as 3-hydroxy-3-methylglutaryl-coenzyme A reductase. NCBI's taxonomy places the organism in Eukaryota, Fungi, Ascomycota, Sordariomycetes, Glomerellales, Glomerellaceae. Gene Ontology annotation, cellular component: peroxisomal membrane; endoplasmic reticulum membrane. The record is from RefSeq and is a predicted model, not a curated record. Gene Ontology annotation, molecular function: hydroxymethylglutaryl-CoA reductase (NADPH) activity; protein binding. Gene Ontology annotation, biological process: isoprenoid biosynthetic process; coenzyme A metabolic process; ergosterol biosynthetic process.
AUGAACAGAUUGGGAACUCUCACCCGCAGAAACCGUGAAAUUUCGCGACAGCAUCAUGCAUCAUGGCUUAGCAAGACGAUAACCGCUUUCCUGCAACCUCUGCCUCGGGUGGCGGCCAUUAAUCCGAUCCCAGUGGUGACUUUUAUUGCUCUCCUCGCGAGCUUGACCUACAUUGUCCUUCUCGAAGACACCCUCAACGGAAGUAACGCUACUCUUGCCACAGGCUACGCCGAGACUACCUGGCCAUCUCUUGCCCGAGGAAGUCGGCAACUACGCACGACUCCAACGUCGAAUUGGACAUGGUAUUACGACGAUUUAGAGCCCUCAGACCCAAUCGAUCAUGUUGCGCUCCUUACCCUCGUCUUCCCCGGCACUACGCCAGGUAAUACAGUUUCUAUUGAAGAUAUCCAAAGCAAAGUCGGCUCCGUUACGCUGCUGUCCUCCAAGUCCCAUCCACGUCCUGUGGAUGUGCAGGAUACGACGCUCUCAUUCUGCAUCCCGUACUUUGAAGCACCUAGGCACCUGGAUUCACUUCAAGAAAUUUCAAUCAAUGACGACACGAAUACGAAAGAAGAUAACAGACGGCUCGAGGGAGAAAAAUGGGUCAUGAGGGCAGCGAGAGAGCACAGCCAGGGCAUGGAUCGUAACAGAUCACGUAUCGGAAUUGCUCAAUGGAUUCGCAACUCUUAUUCGGAGUUGCUCGAUCUCUUGCGGACAACCCAGACACUCGAUAUUGUCUUUAUGGCUCUUGGUUAUGCGUCCAUGAACGUUACGUUUGCAUCCUUGAUAAUUUCCAUGAGACGCUUAGGUUCACGGAUAUCACUAGCUGCAAGUGUUUUGAUCUCCUCCUUCUUCGCCUUUUUGUUCGGUCUUUUAGUUACUACGAAGGGCUUCCACGUUCCAAUCAGUAUGCGUCUCCUUUCAGAGGGCCUACCGUUCUUGGUUGUUCUCAUCGGCUUCGAGAAGAACAUUACGCUCUCCCAGUCAAUCCUGUCGCAUGCGAUCAAACACAAACAGUCAAGAGGCCCCUCGAACAUUGCUAGAUAUGCCGUCGAGACUGCCAUACAGGAGACAGGGUUUAGUAUUGUCAGAGACUACACCAUCGAAAUUCUACUCCUAGUUGCUGGAUCGUUAUCUGGUAUUCAAGGGGGACUCCAAGAGUUUUGCUUCCUUGCCGUAUGGAUUCUUUUUUUCGACUGCGUUCUUCUCUUUCUCUUUUACACUCCCGUUCUGUGUAUUAAGUUGGAGAUCGACAGGAUCAAGCGUCAUGCUGACAUACGCGACGCUCUCGAAGACGACGGAAUCAGUCACCGAGUCGCUGAGAAUGUUGCGCGAGUCAGCAGCUCGGGAACAGCCAGCAUGUUUGGAAGUCAGGUCGGCAACUUCCAAAACAUUCCAAGCCUCAAGGGCUUCAUGGCUGGAUGUAUUGCGCUGCUGGUUCUUGUGAACGUGGGCUACUUAGCAUAUAUUGAGGGCGCGACCUUCCUCUUGACCGGCUUUCCCAUGUGGUCUCGUUACCUAAGCAGCGCAGUUAUCACCAAUCCCUCUGUUGAUCCCUUUAAAGUUGCUCCUCAUGGCCUUGAAUCUUUGCUACUGUCAGCCAGAAUAAGUGGCCAGGGAUUAGCCGUCAAUGUUCUAAGGCCUAUCAGAUACGAGUUGACAGAGGCUCUCGGCUCAAACACCAACAAUCAGGCCGGAGUUGUUUCGAGUGGCUUUGCUUUUCACGCUGCUGGCAGAAGUGUUGCCGAUAGUCUGCUCAGUAGCCUUGAAGAUCCAGUACUUCAUAAGUGGAUUAUGGGUGCCCUGUCACUUAGCGUUGCCUUCAACAUCUACCUGUACAAUGCAGCGAGAUGGGGCAUCAAGAACGACAUUGAUGCGACAGAUGGUGGUCGUGUCAGCCAACAGAACGAUACCCUCGCCAGUGACAUUACCUCAGGCAGCACAAGCAUGUCCCAAUGCCAUAACAUCGGCUCUACGAGAACUCUGGAACAUAUCGUAGAACCUGACGGGCUCGUUCAGCCAGCGUCAAUACAUACUGCAGCGUUUCCGGAAGAACCAAAGCUAUCUCGACGCACUGACCAGGAAAUGAUUGACAUGCACCAAGCAAAACGGACUCAUGAGCUUGGAGAUGAGGAGGUAGUGGUUCUAUCCCUUCGGGGUAUGAUACCCGGGUAUGCCCUGGAGAAAGCUUUGAACUUCGAUUACGGUCGAGCGGUAAAAGUCCGCCGAAACAUCAUCUCUCGAGCUAAAGUAGCCGCAAAUCUGACGUACUUGCUUGAAGACUCGAAUCUCCCAUACAAAGAUUAUGAUUGGUCUCAGGUCUUUGGCGCCUGUUGCGAAAAUGUCAUCGGCUACAUGCCAAUUCCUGUUGGGGUCGCAGGACCUCUUAUCAUUGACGGAAGAAGCUACUUUAUCCCUAUGGCCACUACAGAAGGCGUGCUUGUCGCCAGCACCAGUCGCGGUGCCAAGGCUAUAAAUGCAGGCGGUGGUGCGGUUACCAUACUAACAUCAGAUGGUAUGACGCGAGGGCCAUGUUUAGGCUUCAAGUCUGUUGAGCGUGCGGGUCAAGCAAAGUCAUGGAUUGAAUCCGAAGAGGGGCGAACAACGAUUGAAGGUGCUUUCAACUCGACGAGCAGGUUUGCCCGCCUUCAGGGAAUAGACUCAGCCCUUGCGGGAACAUGUCUCUAUGUUCGAUUCAAGGCAUCUACUGCCGACGCUAUGGGUAUGAACAUGAUUUCCAAAGGGGUCGAAAAAGCCCUUUCCGUGAUGAAAGAGGCGGCUUUUGAGGACAUGGAAAUCGUGACGCUUACCGGCAACUACUGCACUGACAAGAAAGCCUCAGCCAUGAAUUGGAUCCAGGGGCGGGGCAAGAGUGUCGUUGCAGAGGCGCUUAUCCCGAGUGAUGUAGUAAAAAACGUACUCAAGACUGACAUUGACGCAUUGGUGGACGUUUUUGUCAACAAAAAUAUGAUUGGGUCCGCUAUGGCAGGCUCUAUUGGAGGGUUUAACGCACAAGCAGCGAAUAUCGUUGCUGCAAUCUUCAUCGCCACCGGACAAGACCCAGCUCAGGUGGUAGAGAGCGCCAACUGCAUCACCAUUAUGAAGAGAGCCGGCGAAUUCCUGCACAUAACGGUAUCGAUGCCGUCAAUCGAAGUGGGCACUCUUGGAGGUGGAACAAUUCUGGAUCCUCAAGGUGCCAUGUUGGAUCUACUUGGAGUUCGGGGUCCUCAUGGCACGCAACCUGGCGCAAACGCCCGUCGUCUGGCUCGUAUCAUCGCAGCAGCCACCAUGGCUGGCGAGCUGUCGCUUUGCAGUGCCUUGGCAGCUGGUCACCUCGUUACAGCACACAUGCAACAUAACCGCUCGGUAGCGCCCACUAGAUCAAACACACCAGCGCCGGCAACCAGGCCGACUGCAUCUCUUAGUUCAAACAAGACGAAAUAG